UCUACAGCUUGGGAAAGCAGAGUGGCUGCUCUUAUUCACGAAAUGGAAAAGUGUGAGUUUCCGCUUACAUCAAAGGAGAUUAAACAAUUAAUAUGUGCUUAUAUACAAAGGAACGGACUCAUAACUCGUUUCAAAGAUGAUUACCCUGGCAAAGAAUGGUUUCGGGGUUUUAAAAGGCGACACAGAUUAAGUGUCAAAAAACCACAGUCCGUAGAGGUUGCCAGGAAAAAAGCCUGCAAUCCUUUCACUGUUAACAAUUAUUUUGAUUUGUUGGAGCGCAUAACGAAGGAACUGGAACUAGAAGACAAACCCCAACAUAUAUAUAACUUAGAUGAGACCAGCUUCUGCAACGACCCCACCAAGACUAAAGUUGUUGGCCUGAAGGGGUACCCUUCUACUAGAACAACUGCGUUCCCUGGAAGGAAUAACACCACUGUACUGUUAGCUUCAAAUGCGCUCGGUAAAAAGAUCCCUCCCUUGAUAGUAUUUCAGGGGAAACAACUAGGGUCGAAUUGCUUUUUCGAAAACGAAAAUGUUAAUACAGCGUAUGUUGGAAGCCGUAAGGGGUGGAUGGAAACCAAAAUAUUCGAAAAUUAUAUCGCAAAGGUUUUCAUACCAGCAAUUGGACCGGAAAGGCCAGUCUUAUUAAUAUUUGAUGGCCAUUCAACACAUGUAGACUUGAGUGUUAUAGAACUUCUAAUGGCCAACCAGAUAACAGUUCUUAAACUGCCGGCUCACUCAUCCCAUAUUCUGCAACCAUUAGACUGCAGCACAAUGAAACCUAUGAAAGACAACUGGGACAGUGAAUUGGUAAAAUGGCAAAGACUCCAUGUGGGUGCAAAGCUUCCAAAACCAGAAUUUGCCAGGAUCAUAACUAAGAUAUGGAAUGAUUUGAACCCAGUUAUCAUUCAAAAUGGCUUUAGAAAAUCUGGUAUAUAUCCGUUGAAUCGUGAUACAAUUCCAAAAGAAAAGUUUGACAAGCUUUCAUGGUCAAAAUGGGAAGAACAUAUUCGCCAACAAAAUGAACAGUCUCAUAGCGUUGCCAAUAAUAAUGCUGAAGAAGGAAGGAAGGUAGAAAAUGGCACUCAGGAAGAUAAAAGUCAGGACAGAAAUGAAGUUCCAACACUCACGAGUAUGUGCACGAGCAUGUGGCUUGAGAUCCUUAAUCGUGGGAAGAAAGAAAUAGAUCUACCCAAACGCGUGAAAGACCCUAAAACGUUUUUAAUUUCACUUUCUAAAAAUACCAAUUCCAAUAUUACCAACAGUGGCUCUGGUAACGUCAAAAUAUUGAGCAAUAUCGAACUCACUUCAACUAGCUAUCAAAAACAGAAAGAUGAACAUGUUUCAUUUGAAGAACUUCUUUUGGAGACCAUUUCACGUAGUGACAUACCUAAAACUUCAAGAAAACGCGUUAGUCAAGAAGCAGAGAUAUUAACUUACAAAGAAGCUAUUGAUCGUAUGAAAAAAAAGAAAGAUGAAAAAGAAAAGGCGGAAGAAAUUAAAAGACUCAAUAAACUUAAAAGAGUAAACAACAAAAAGAAAAACGAGAAAAAGAAACAGAAAAAGUUGAUUGACAAAAAAAGCAAAUCUAAAAAAAGAAAGAAUUUGGAAUCGGACAGUGAAAGCGAUUGUUCAUACACACCGAUGGAUGAUUCUGAUGAUGAAGAUUUAGCUGCCUUUGCUCAAAGAUUGUUGUGUGAUGAGAGCUUUGACGAAGAUUUGCAAGAGCCAUUACUAUCAACUACUAACGAAAAUUUAGAGAAGAAACCUAAACUAAAAAGCGAAAGAGUAAAUAAAAGACGAAAACAAAUAUCCGGAGAAAAGGAUGUCAAUAUAAACAAGGAAGUGAAUUUUACCAAAAAACUAUCUACUUUGGAAGAUGCUUGUGAAGAAGAAUUGCAAGAACCGCUACAAUCUACAUCGAAAGAAGAAGAGAAAGAUACACGUAAAAUGAAAAAAGAAAGAGUGAACAAAAGAACUAAUAACAAUAGGAUGGUGGAAUCAUUAAAAGGGAAGGAAGUAAGUAUAUUUAAGUUAUAUACACAAUAA
Molecule: messenger RNA, 2049 nt
Organism: Cydia fagiglandana
Lineage: Eukaryota; Metazoa; Arthropoda; Insecta; Lepidoptera; Tortricidae
Exons: 2
Coding region: 43-2049 (668 amino acids)
Cellular component (GO): nucleus
Molecular function (GO): DNA binding
Source: RefSeq, a predicted model, not a curated record